UAUACACCCUCUUUUCCAACUCAAUUUUGAAACCCCACCACCAUCAACACGGCUUUUCACUCCUUCCGUUCUCUCAAAGAGAACUCCAUUUGUUCAUCCUGCCGUACCAAUAUGACGGUGGCCCUUCUGUGAUAUUGUGUUUCUUACGCUCCUUCACUGCCGACUACAGGCACACACACACUCUCUCUCUAUCUUUCGAGACUAUUCACUCAUUCCAUCUCCUACACGUUGCCAGGUGCGCCGUGUUCUACCGACUUGCUUCUUGUUCUAUCAUUUGGACUUCGUCCCGUGCGAUAGCCCACGCCUCAGAUUUGAGCGAUACUUUGGCCCACCAGAGCCCUUAAUUGCUUGAACUCCUUUGCGGCUACGACUCGAUUCCGACCGCCAUGCUGUCUCAAUACGCUCUUUCAGCAGUGGCGCUGCUAGCAUCGCUUGCCCAGCCUGCACUCGCUCAGGUUUCAACCAAAUGCAACCCGAUGAACACGACUUGUCCUGCCGACCCGGCUUUCGGCAUGGACUACAACUUCAACUUCAACUCGACACCGUCGAGCGAUGCCUGGGAGACGACUGUGGGACCUGUCAAGUACACCGCCGAGAACGGGGCCGAAUUUACCAUCAGCAAGCAGGGCGACUCUCCUACGAUUCGGACCAAGUUUUAUUUCUUUUGGGGCCGCACGGAAAUUCACCUAAGGGCCGCCAAAGGCAAGGGCAUCGUGAGCUCGAUGAUGUGGCUCAGCGACACACUGGACGAGAUCGACUGGGAGUUUCUCGGCAUCAAGAACGAUGCCCUGAGCAACUUCUUCGGCAAGGGUGUCGAGGAUUGGCAAAACGGCGACGAGCACCCUGUAACGGGAAGCAUCCAUGACGAAUUCCACAACUACACCUGUGUUUGGACCAAAGAGAAGCUCGAGUGGUGGGUGAACGGAAACAACGUACGGACUCUUCUCCCGAAGGAUGCCAACAACUCCCAAGCCUACCCCCAGACGCCCAUGCGCCUCAGCCUCGGUAUCUGGGCGGGCGGCGACCCCCGCAUGGCCAAGGGGACCCAGGAAUGGGCCGGAGGCGAAACCGACUAUGCCGCCGGUCCUUACACCAUGUACGUCAAGUCGGCGCAAGUGACAGACUACAGCUCUGGAAAGGAGUACUCUUUCGGGGAUAAGUCGGGUUCGUGGGAGAGCAUCAAGAUUACCGAGGGCAACUCGACAGUCAAGGAGGCUCUCCUGGCGGAACCAAGCAAGUCCGUCAGCGAGAAGUUCAAUGAGCUCAAUCCAACCGCGAAGACCGCAGUGUAUGCCGGAGGCGUCGGCGUCGGCUGCGCUCUCAUCGCCUUUGGUCUUUGGUACUUCAUCCGCCAGCGCAGGCGCGGUGCCGCCGAAUCAAAGCUUGCCGCUCAGAGGGCCGAGAACGAGCGCCUCGAGCUCGAGGGUUUCCACAAGCGCGGUGUCGACCCCGACUCCUUCGCCGGAUCGACGGGCACCGAGUACAACGCCGCGGAAUUCAGCAAGAACGGCAUGGUUCAGGAGAACACCUACAGCGUCCCCGCGACCCAGGAGAAGAAUGUCUGGGACGCCGCCCCCAUGGCUGCUGGCGCGGCUGGCGCCGGAGCCGCGGUCGGCAUGGCCGCGUAUAGCGAUUCGCCCAACGGCCGGGGACAAGUGCUGUCUCCGUUGCGGACGCAGAGCCCCGGCAUGCCGCCUUCAGGUCCGCUUCCCAUGGCCCCGAGCCGCAGCGCCUCCCACGGCGGAUACUCCAGGCUUGGGUCGCCCGACGGUCAACACAGCCCUCCGCCCAUGAGCCCACCCUCUCAGGGCUACAGCGAUCAUAGCUUCGGCGGCCAGCAGAGUUAUGGCAACGGUGGCCACGAGGGCGCGAACCAGGGCUACUGGAACAACGGAGGCCCCCAGGGAGGCUUCCGGUAACGAUGCCGUUGCUGUUCCCUUCAUGAACGUCUAACCCUUCUUUCCACCAACAAGUUUUGGGGGCCCCCCUCUUUCUGUUUCUCUGCGUCAAUCGUUGUUAUGCAUGAACAUCUAAGCAAUUCCUUGUUUCCGCUUCGAGCGAACGACAUGAAGAAAAGACAUGGAGAGAAACACCGCCGUUGACGGACUUGUUUCCUCUCCUCAUCAUCGCCUUUGCCAAGAUAUCCUGAAAUGCAUUCUCACCCCUCAUAAGGGCCUUAACGAAAUUCAAUAAAUGACUUAC
Colletotrichum destructivum is the source of this 2202-nucleotide messenger RNA. RefSeq names its product Putative glycoside hydrolase family 16, concanavalin A-like lectin/glucanase domain superfamily. Gene Ontology annotation, biological process: carbohydrate metabolic process; fungal-type cell wall organization. Gene Ontology annotation, cellular component: fungal-type cell wall. Gene Ontology annotation, molecular function: glycosyltransferase activity; hydrolase activity, hydrolyzing O-glycosyl compounds. The transcript has 2 exons. Lineage: Eukaryota; Fungi; Ascomycota; Sordariomycetes; Glomerellales; Glomerellaceae. The coding region runs from base 387 to 1919 and encodes 510 amino acids. The record is from RefSeq and is a predicted model, not a curated record.